AUGACUCAAAAAGGCUAUAGGUGUUAUCAUCUAGAACUGAAGAUAUUUUUUUUUUCAGCUGAUGCUACAUUUAAUGAACGAGAAAACUAUUUCUUAUCUACAAGAGAGGAGCAGAUGAAAGUCAAAGAAUCAUCUGGUCAAGACAACAUCGUAGUUCAGACUGAGUCAUCAUCGGAAAUAACUUCAUCUCCACCUGAAGAUCGGAAUACUCAUACAAAGGAGAUAACAUAAGUGUAUACUCGGAGAGCAACAUAUCCAAAAGAAAAGAACAGUAUAUUAGAAGGCAUGCAUGUCCCUAUUGUAAGUAAUUCUCAUCCUGAGAAUUUACUAGAUUAUAAUGAAUCUUCAGAAGAUGAUGAUAAGAAUAUUUCGAGACAAGAAAUAGUGAAUGAAGAAGAUCAAUUGGAUCUGCCUAUUGUCUUAAGAAAAGGUACUAGAACCUGCACAAAGAAAUUAUUAUAUCCUAUAUCAAAUUUCGUGGCAUAUUAACGUCUUUCUCCUAAAUACAAAGUAUUUGUCACAAGCUUACAUUCCAUAGUCAUAUCUAGAACUGUGGAAGAAGCUUGCAAGGAUAUAAAUUGAAAGAAAGCUAUGAACACAGAAAUGGAGGCACUAGAGAAAAAUAACACAUGGGAGAUAGUUUAUCACCCUUAACACAAAAAACUUGUUAGCUGUAAAUGGGUGUACAUUGUGAAGUAUAGCUCAGAUGAAUCCCUAAAAAGAUACAAAACAUGUCUGGUUGCCAAAGGAUAUACUCAAACCUAUGAAAUUGAUUAUUUGGAGACCUUUGCACAAAUUGCAAAAUUGAACACCAUGUGCAUAUUAAUUGCACUAACAACAAGCUUUGGUUAGUCACUUGAUCAAUAUGAUGUGAAGAACACUUUCUUUCAUAAUGAUCUAAAUGAAGAGAUAUAUAUGGAUCUUCCUCUGGGGUAUUAUCUAUCUUCUCAUGGGCAAAAGGUAUGUAAGUUGAGAAAAUCAUUAUAUAGACUAAAAUAGUCCCCUCAGGCAUGGUUUGAGAAAUUUUCUAAUGCCAUGAAAAGUAUGGGUUAUAAACAAAGUAGUGGUGAUCAUACUUUCUUUAUUAAGCACUGACAUUCAUAUGGAAUGACAAUUCUUCUAAUGUACGUGGAUGACUUUAUUAUUACAAGAAAUGAUAAAGCAGAAGCCUAUAAUUUGAGUCAACAACUUUCAAAAAUAUUUGAGAUCAAGUCUUUCGGACGGCUGCAAUAUUUUCUAGGCAUAGAAGUUGCCUAUUCCUAACAAGGAAUUUUCAUUUCUCAACACAAAUAUAUUCUUGAUCUUCUUCAAGAAGCAGAAAAAAUAAUGUGCAAGCCAUUGGGUACUCUUAUGGAUCUAAAUUUGAAACUCGGAACUUAUGAUGAGGACAGUCCAGACAUUGCUUUUGUAGUGAGAGUCCUCAGUCAGCAGAUGCAUGAACCCAAGGAAUGACAUCUUCAAGCUACCCAUAGGGUGCUGGGCUAUUUAAAAGGUACAGUAGGCCAAGGAUUACUAUUUAAGAGAAAUGGUGGUACAUCAGUAGAAAUCUACAGGGAUGCAGAUUAUACAGGAUCAGUGGUGAAUCGAAGGCCAACCUCAGGAUACUGCUCCUUCAUUGGAGAAAAUCUAGUUACCUGGAGAAGUAAGAAGCAAAAUGUAGUUGCAAGGUCUAGUGCAGAGGUUGAGUUCAGAUCGAUGGCACAAGGAAUUUGUGAGGCACCAUGGAUCAAAGGUAUUUUGGACGACCUUAAAGUCCAGAACUAUAGACCAAAUAAUGUUAAAUUGCGAUAA
Molecule: messenger RNA, 1791 nt
Organism: Spirodela intermedia
Lineage: Eukaryota; Viridiplantae; Streptophyta; Magnoliopsida; Alismatales; Araceae
Source: the annotation of a GenBank genome assembly